Colletotrichum truncatum is the source of this 2151-nucleotide messenger RNA. Its product is annotated as annexin ANXC4. Gene Ontology annotation, molecular function: calcium-dependent phospholipid binding; calcium ion binding. Lineage: Eukaryota; Fungi; Ascomycota; Sordariomycetes; Glomerellales; Glomerellaceae. The record is from RefSeq and is a predicted model, not a curated record. Gene Ontology annotation, cellular component: cytoplasm.
AUGUCUCUCCAGGUUGACGACCGCAGCCGUCGCGACCGUUCCCGCUCCCCGGGUCGUCGAGAGCGUAGUCGCAGCCCUGCAGUCCCCGCCAUGGUUGACCCCUCGCGGGAAUCUAGCUAUGCCUACCCCGAAGAUGAUCUUGAUGACAGGUACGCCAGGGAUAGAGGGGAUAGAGGCGCUCGCAUCGUCACCGCCGAACCGGGCGCCCCUGCUCCUCCUGGUACCAUGUCGGGUGCCAUGCCCUAUCCUGAGGACGGCAGCGAAGCAAUGUUCCCCGGCAGCCGUUCGCUCUACAACUACGACGACCGCAAUUCGGCUUCCUACCGGCCGCCAUCCUCUCCACGAGACAACUACCAGCGUAGCUCUCGGGACAGAUUCGACGACCCGCACGUCAGAACGGCUUCACCCCGCGAUGAGGAUAAGCUCAAGUACCUUCCGGCCAAGUACAGCAGUCAUGGCCGCAGCCGCAGCAGCAGCAAGUACGGCAACGAAGCCGAAUACCCGCCUCCCCAACCACCCCGUCCCGGCCCGGACGACCUCUAUCCCCCACCUAAGCCUGCCCGCCCUGUGUCGCCUGGCGGUUAUGCCUACGCACAACCUCAGCCUUAUGAAUAUGCCAAGACCGACGAGAAGACCGACAAGGCUAGAAAGAAGGAGGAGAAGAAGAAGGCGCUAGAGGAGAACCUCACCUAUGGGUAUGAUCAGUACGCCUCAAAGCCUAGCUUGGCACCUGAGCCUCAAUACUCUGGCCGGGCUCCCAGCCCAGGCCCCCAGAUCUCCGCUGGCGCUGCUGCGUACUACGGAGCUGACCCCAGGACUUCUGCUUCCAACGUCUUGACGGUUGACCCCAGCAGCCGCAGGCGGGACAAGUCGCCUCAGCCGCCUACCCAUCGCAUGUCUAAUCUGUCCGUCAACACAGGCCACCACUCUUUGAACAUGAACCUGUCGUUGGCCAACGCACCUGGCUCGCCGUUGCUCGAGUCAUACCAUGGCACGUACCAAGACAUGUCGCCCAUGCCGUCGCCCUUACUCCUGGCAUCUCAGCCACAUGAUUUACAGGUGAUGGAGCCCAUUUCUCCAAUCGGCUCUGACGAUGAGGGUAGACGACGACGGAGGGCCCGGUUCCACGACAUUGAAGACGAUGCUGCCAGGAUCGCAAAGGCGCUCAGAAGCGAUCGCAAAAGCCCUGACACUGAGCCUCUCAUCGAGAUCCUGCCUGGCCUGACUCAUGACCAGGUGAUGGAUCUGCGCAAGGAGUACAAGGCACUUGUGAAGACCGGUCCAGACCGCAAGGGUGUUAACGUGGCUAAGCACAUCCGCUCUCGCCUCAAGGACUCGGAUCCCAACCUGAUGAAAGCAUGCUACUCGACUGCCUUGGGCCAGUGGGAAAGCGAGGCGUAUUGGGCCAACUUCUGGUACCAAGGUGACAAGACGCGCCGCGAGCUACUCAUUGAGGCGCUCAUGGGCCGCACGAAUCACGAGAUCCGUUUGAUCAAGGACGGCUUCAACGACAAAAAGUACGACAACAGUUUGACCAAAUGCAUGAAGACGGAACUGAAGGAAGAUAAGUUCAAGAAGGCUGUAUUGAUGGUGCUGGACGAGCGCAGGAUGGAGGAGUACGACCCCUACGGUCGUCGCUUGGCCAUUGACUACCACCUCGUGGAAGACGACGUGUCAGAUUUGCGCAAGGCUGUCAAGUCAGAAAAGGGCGGUGAGACGCUGAUGAUCAGCAUUGUUGUGCAAAGAAGCGACUCGCAUCUGCGUGAGGUGCUCAAGUUGUACGAGAGGACGUACCGGUCUAACUUUGCGCGUGAUGCGCUGAAGAAGAGCGGUAACUUGGUGGGCGAACUACUGGCUCACAUCCUCAACGGUGUUAUCAACAAACCUGUGCGAGACGCCCUGCUUAUUCACCACGCCGUCACAGCCAGCCGCAAAGACGGUCUGCGUCGCGAGUUGCUCAUUUCCCGGCUGGUACGCUUCCACUGGGACCGCCAUCACAUGGAGGCCAUCAAGCGGGCAUACCGCGAACGAUAUGGUCGCGACUUGCAAGACGCUGUUAGGGAGGCCACGACCGGUGAAUGGGGCAUCUUCUGCCGCGAAUUGUGCAUUUACCGUAUGCCGAAUGAUGUGAAGAGCUAUGAGCGUCGGUAA